Molecule: messenger RNA, 339 nt
Organism: Aspergillus pseudoviridinutans
Lineage: Eukaryota; Fungi; Ascomycota; Eurotiomycetes; Eurotiales; Aspergillaceae
Exons: 1
Coding region: 1-339 (112 amino acids)
Source: RefSeq, a predicted model, not a curated record
AUGGAGAUCGAGUACAGGAAGAGCCCGGGCCCGAGCCCAGGCGACCAGCGUACUKCGGUGCGGCUGCGCUCCAGGACUCUGGCUGGCGGUGCGGCGGCCUACUACCCUCUGGAUUUGUUUCUAAAUGGUGAGGAGGCUCAUGUCCCUAGUCAGCGGAUCCGCGAGGCGUUGAGUCUCUUCUGGCAGUUGUCGGAGAGGGCUUCUCGGCUCCGGCUCGGGAGUUGGAGGCUGCUUCCCGCUGAGGAGCUCCCUGGCGCGUGGCGGCGUGGGAUGCAGCGCGGAAAUAUGGGCGAAGAGGGGGAUGUGGAGGCUGGUUCUGGGCUGUCUGACACGGUCUAG